Molecule: messenger RNA, 5173 nt
Organism: Centropristis striata (black sea bass)
Lineage: Eukaryota; Metazoa; Chordata; Actinopteri; Perciformes; Serranidae
Gene: stc1
Product: stanniocalcin 1
Exons: 4
Coding region: 112-948 (278 amino acids)
Biological process (GO): intracellular calcium ion homeostasis
Cellular component (GO): extracellular region
Molecular function (GO): hormone activity
Source: RefSeq, a predicted model, not a curated record
UCAAAAGGAUAGUGAGGAGUCCAGUGUAAAGACAUUGCUGGAAGCUUACUUGUCAUAGCCUACAUUUAUUGUGUUUUCGGGCGCUGCAGAAGCUUUUGGAGCGUCGUUCUUAUGAAUUACACACAAAGCAGGAGGCGUCUCUUUACAUUUAGUUGUAUUAUCUGUGUUGAGAGGACGAUGCCUUUGAGGACCGGACUUUUUCUCCUGAUGGUGCUGAACGCAUCUGCAUAUGAACUGGAUCAAAACGAGUCUUAUUCGCCCAGGAGAGCACGCUUUUCUGCCAAUAGCCCUUCAGAUGUGGCACGCUGUCUCAACAGUGCCCUCCAAGUUGGCUGCGGAGCCUUCGCCUGCCUGGAAAACUCAACUUGUGACACAGAUGGCAUGCAUGACAUCUGCAAGUCCUUCCUAUACAGUGCUGCUAAAUUUGACACUCAGGGUAAAGCAUUUGUGAAGGAGAGCCUUAAGUGCAUUGCCAAUGGCAUCACCUCGAAGGCAUUCCCCACCAUCCGCCGCUGCUCCACCUUCCAAAGAAUGAUAUCUGAAGUCCAAGAGGAGUGUUACAGCAAGCUGGAUAUCUGCACUGUUGCCCGAUCGAAUCCAGAUGCUAUUGGUGAAGUGGCACAGCUACCAAGUCACUUCCCCAAUAGGUUUUAUGGUAAGCUGCUACAAAGCCUGAUGGACUGUGAUGAGGACACAGUGGACCGCGUUAGGACCAGCAUGGUGUCGCGGCUGGGCCCAGAGAUGACCAUGCUUAUUCAGCUGCUGCAGAACAAGCCCUGCCCAUCCACUGCUGUGGCUGCAGCUGCCGCCAUCCCAACUGGAGUGGAGGGCCGUGGGAGCUGGCGCUGGUCCAUGGGUCCCCAUAUGUACAAGAUCCAGCCUAAUCUGCGAAACAGAGACUCUGCCAGUCAUUUUGGCAAAAAGCGCUCGGCCAGUGACAGCUCCUAACUUCCACUCAGAUUCAGAAACUCCACACACUCCUCAAAAACAUCACGAAAGCUCCUCUAUUCCCUAGGGGUGAUACAAAUUCCUCCGCUUGACUGGAAGUAACAGAAAUAAGCACCUCUAGGGAAUGCCGGAACGCCCAUAGAGUCGAUAUCAGAGUUUGAUUGUUGUUAUAUUGUAUAUCCUACACUUUAGGCUUGAGAGAAUCCCCCUUUCCAUCGAGUCCGCUCACAGUUAGUGUUGAACAUGUGGCUGUUGCAUCUGUGCGACAUGGUCCUGUUCACUCCUCUUCACCUCCUCUAACAGAGAUGAAUCCUUAAGAAGUCUUUUAAUGCCAAGUAAAAAAAAAAAAGAAAAGAAAAGAAAAGAAAAAAACAGCCAUAGUGGUUCACGCCUCUAGAGCACAAGUUUAAAAGGCAAAAACACAAUCUCAUAACAUAAGUUCAUGAAUAGAAAUCAGUAGCUGGAUUGUUAUUAGUUCAUUGAUAGGAAUGGGAAAUUAUCGGUAGAUAUAUCUAAUAUUUUAGUGAUGCGACCAGUCAAAUUGUGAGCAUGAGAUGUGGAAAUGAGUUUCAUAUCUAUUUUCUGACUAACAGUUAAAUGUACUGUAUACUAAGUUAUCUGAGACAGCCAUAGCUAGCCCUCUAUAAAGAGAGUGCUCAUACGGAGUGAGGUCUGUAGAGGUUUCAUGAUAACCUUUGAGAGGUUACCUUAAACUGACCAAAAAACUUCAAACUGCCCUGAAUGCUAUUCAUGAAAUACCAAAAUAGUGUAUAGCUAUAAUAGCACUUAUAAUUGUUAUUUUCUGAUGGCAGAUGUAGCCAUGGUCAUGUGUUUCAAAUCAUCAUCCUGCACAUAAGGAUCGUCCAGGUCAAGUCUAACCAUCAGAAAAAGUCCAUUUUGCAUAUCUUGUAUCCAGACACUUGUAAUGCAUAUGACUGUUGAGCUCUAUGGUAUAUGUGGGACCAUGUUUAGUGGAAUCUGUAUCCAUGUUCUUAACCGAGCGUGAAGCAGUCGUGUAUGUGCAGUAGCUGAUUAGCACGUUCACCGAUGAGACUGAGAGCAGCCAUCUUCUUGGACUGAUGAUCAUCAUUCUCUGAGGUGAAUAACGUGACAUACACACUGGCUUCCAGUGUCAAGAUUGAGAGUGACUAUUUAAAAAAAAGCCUUGUUGGAAUGAUAUUUAUUUUCCUACUUUAUUAUUUAAUGUUUUUUUUUGUUUUUUUUAAUGCAUUAUUGUAGUUUUAAUUAGUUUACAGAUUUUAAAAAGCAGUUCAGUCAUGGCUCCUAUUUGAACAUGAGCUCUAUGCCAAAAAAAAAAAAAGGAAAAAAAGAGAAAAAAAAGUGAGCUGACACUCUGGUGACUGAAUGGGACCCAUGUCAUGACUCUGUGCUGGCCAUAGGGGAACAAGGUUGGUCAUUCAAGUCAGGUGAUCUACUUUAUGGGUGUUACAAGGGACCACAACAAAACGAUAGCUUCAUUUUGACACACACAAAAAAAAAAAGGUCGUCAUUGCAGCUGCUAGAUGUGCUCAUUCAGCGCAGGGGGGUUUGUGCACAUUAAUGAAGAGUGACCAGGUAUAAUCACAGUAAAACAAACACCAGCAUCAAGACUUUUGAUUGUUCUGCACUAGUGCUUCUCUUUUCAUGGCCUUAAAUUAAGAUAGAUACAUUUGAAUAGUAGCUAGUGUCCUUCUCUUGCAUUUCUCCCUAGUAUUUUCUUUAAUGUGUCCAUUCUGAUACGAUACAGUGGAGAAAGAGGAAGGGAAGAUGCAAGAGAAAAGAUGGGAGUGCACACUGUUCCCUCUGUUUCUAUUCUAUUAUUAUUUCUAUAAUUUGCCCUGUUUUUCUGAAUUAAUGAGAUUAUUAUCUCAGGAUUCUGAGAAACAGGGGAAAAAGGAGCUUUUAUGCUUUUACUCAUGAUCAUUUUGAUAGAUUUUUCCAUGAAAAGGAAAUUAAUCAUGCAAAAGUGAUAAUUCCUUUCCCCUGAAACAUAUCACGAUUGCAUUAUCCGUCACUCAUAUACUCUGUUUACUUUUGAUUACAUAAUGUUUUGCUAAGACUGCACUGGGAUUUAGCUGCAGGCAUGAAGUCAGAGUUAAAAAGUUACCGAUGUGUGUAAAGAUAUUUACAAAGCGCUCUUACCAACUUAGUUCACAUUGUCUUGGUGUUACACACGUUCAGAUGAAAUGAAACCCAUGUUAGGCUGCCUCAGUAGGUAAGAAGCUCAUGUCAGUUUGUGCAUAUUAAGGGAUCUUGUAACUCCACACCAAUGUAACAAAAUGUCCUGGUAGACUUCAUCCAAUAAGCAAUUCUCUUUCCAAAAACAUCAUGUGAAACCUGAAUAUUUCUGCAGAUAAGACUGCAUGUUUGAGAUCGAGACAAUCAUUCACAAUCAGUAGAUUAAUAGAGAGUCACUUCAUGCUGGUGUUUGUUUUAGUGAGACCUGGUAGAUAGAUGCUGGUUUGGUGCCGUCAAUGAGAUAAUCAAUGGCUUAAGUUGGUUUCUGUUUGACAGUAGAUUGCAUUUAAUGUUUGUGCACGUUGAAAAUGCAGAUUAACUUGGAACCAGGGCUGGGUUCAGUUCAUUUUUGAGCAGUUUGAUUCAGAAAACACAAUUUCUUGAAAAUUCAAAGCUUGCAAAUUGGUCGUCUGGACAAUAGUUUUGUAUCAAAAUUAUGAAAUAUAGUUUUGACUUCAUGAUAGGAACUGAACCCAGUCCUGUUUGGGGGAAAAAAAUGAAUUUAUACAUUGUCCUGGAUUGAUAAGACUGAAGCACAGACCAGAAAAAAAGAAAAGAGAUGUCAGUGUCAAUUUAACAGCUAUGUUAAGAAAUCCAAACUAUGCAAUAAUCUCACAUACAAAGGAUUCACAGCAACACAGAAAUUGACCUUUAUUUCAUUCAGUGCCAACUGAUGCUGUGUGAAUAAAGCAACAGCGUGUAUGCUCUCACACUGCACUCACAGUGUGAAGGCAUUGCUCCUCUAUAUUGCUUUCUGUUCUCUGUGUUUUUUGUAAACUGGUGUUUUCUUUUUUGUUCUGUGAAUAUGAGCAUUUCUUUUUGUGUCAUUUGGUGCGAAAGGACAGCAGUUCUGAAGGAAUCACUUGUGAAGUUAAGAGCUAUAGUCACACUGUAGUAUAUCCUAGCUUACUAUUUUAUGUUAAAUAUGCACUUUGCAUCUUAACCACUAUAAAGGGCAUUGAAACAUUCAGCACAUGUGCAAUUGAGACAUGUUUUAUUUACCCAGUGAAUGGAAAUCAGUUUGAAUAUUUCGCAUCCUGAAGGGUCAGGGCUUCUUCAUGUACUAUUGAUACAUAUGUCUGUAUCUUUGUUGUCCAUGGGUAAAUCCAAAACCCAACAGCUGCUGCUAAACUGUUACUUCCCUGUAUGAUGCUGUCCAGAUGCCCCGCUACUGUGGCCGCUCUGGUCCGUCAACACACAGCGAGCUCAGCAUCAGUCCACAUUUACAUCGAAACAUUUGAUUGUCUAUCAGUGUCUUCAUAUUUAUUUUCUACGAACAUUCCUCGUGUCAAAUAUAUUUGGCAAGGGCAAAUUGACUGUUUCCUCACCAAGUCAAAUGUAAUGGUAAUUUCAGAGAAUGUACCUGUAUACUGAAUGUCUGUUUCGACGAGGACAUGCCCAAGUUAGGUGACCCAUGAAGGCUGUUAGGAAAAACAAAAGUGAGAAAAGCAUAUAAAGUUCUUUUGUGUUUUAGAUUUUAAUAUGUCUAGGGUGCUUAAGGUGGUACUGGAGCAUUAUUAAAUUGACCCAUGGUGAAUUUCGUGAAACUGUUUCUCCUGUCAACACUAGAGACUAAAGACUCCCUCACUUCUGGCACUUCAUGGUACUCUUUCCUCUCAAGACUUGAAAUAGAUAAAUGUUGUGCUUAAACUAAAUCAAAAAGCUUAAGUGACUAGUAAAGUUUAUUUUGUAUUCAUAUAUAUAGAUAUAUAUAUAAGUGACAGUUAUUUUACUAUCAGAUUCAAAAAGUUAUCGAGGAUUUAAGGAGGUUACUGAAGUUCCUGAUACAGAUGCUAUGUAACGCAUGAUUGACCCUUGUGAAUCACUUGCACUUUAAAAUAUACCCAUAUACAUAUAUACCCAUACUGUGUAUAUGUUUGGGUUUUUCCUCUGUACUGAAAAGUCAUGAAAGAUACAAAUGCAUCAAUUGUGUGUCUUUUGCUGAUCAGAAAUAAAAUAUUUAUCAUAUCUGGCAUAUGGUAUGAAA